AGGACCCCAGAGCAGACUGAGCCGCUGAGUAACAGCUUUAAAACGGGGAAUAUCAGAUCGUCACAGCGGAUUUAUCGCAUCCCACAUGCCUCAAGGAGCAAAACGGUUGCAGAAGCGGACCGGACUUCCAUGCAGAUUGUGGUUUUGCAUCUUUGAGUGAAGCUGUGUUUUUUUUUUUUUUUUUUUUUUUGGUCCGGACCCGAACGCAGACAACCCCAAAAGAGACAGACAGUAAAGUAGUACCAGAGCCGCCACUACAUUGGUGAGCAAACUUGGCAUCUCUGCGCGGUGGGAGGUGUCUGUUUGUCGGCUUCAGCUUGCUGCGCGCACCGCUGGCAGGGAGCUCUUUUAAAACGGGGUUCAUGUUUCUGUAAUUUUUCCCAUCUUUGUGCGCUUUUAAUUCUGCAACCAACUGUGGCUUUAAUGUGACGCACCGUACCGACAUUUGUGCUGAGUGCCGAAGAGAAUUCCCACUGCAGAGGAGUUCAGUAAAGGCUUGGUUAUUCAAGUUUUUACCUUCAGACUUGAACGGUGCCAGCACAACCAACACCAAUGUGAUAGUGACAAAGACUCCAGCAGACCAAGCCGGGCCAGGCCAUACCAGACGGGCCAGCUACCUCUCCACAACAGUAACCUUGUUACAACCUGCCAUUGAACCUUCAAAGAGAUUCCUCUGUGGCCCUCAGCAUCUGAUCAGUCUCCAGUCCUAUGUUGUGGUCGGCCUUGUCUGGAUGUCGGCAGCAGGAUGGCUUCUGGACUUGAUUUGACCAUUUACACCUCAUUGCAGCGCUGGCCACGCUCCCUCUUGGACUACCUAUCGUCCCCCUCCUCCCCAGUCUUUAAGCCCCCUCUUCUUACCUGGGGCCGCCCUCAGCCCUGUAAGGAAGGGCCCUAUAGGAACUGUAGCUUGUCUUGUUAAAACGGCUGACGUUGCAGAGAGGAAGCAGAGUUGAUAAGUCCUUACAAACGUUUACACUGAACAAGGGUUGCUGUGUUCAGUUUUCUGAUACAACCAGUUGCCUUUGCUGUUUUUGAGGAUCUUUCAAGUUGAGUUCUGAAGUUUACACAGGUAGCUUUGUGUAAUUCCUCACUUCUUACACAAGUCCUUAUUUAUAUUUACAUUUUCUUUUUUUGUGGUUUGAGGCCUGCAGAAGAAUGUCAGAGAUCAGCAGCAAAGCAGUAAAAUUCCUCGCCCCGAUUCCUCCUGCACCCUCUGACUCCCCCUGCCAGUCACCUCAAACCCCCCACAAGAAUGUGAACAGCCCUGCCAGUUCAGACUCGCACCUUGUGGAGAAGAUCGGUGAGCAGCCUGAGGUGCGGCGUCGGCGCCACACCAUGGAGAGGGACUCCAAAACAGCUGAGCACCGUUUCUUCCGCCGCAGUGUUAUUUGUGACUCAAACGCCACAGCUUUGGACCUUCCCAGCAAAGCGGCCGUGCUUCUCACCUCACCCCCAGACUGUGAAGGAACCCCCCUGUUCUUGUCCCCGCAGAGCUUUAGACCAGAUGAACAAGAGCCUGACGGCGAGAAGAACUCAGGAGGGUCUUUUCUGCAAAGUACUGGCCUUCAGCCUUACUCCGGCCUUGGUUUGAUGGUUACACAAGGGCACGUACAGCAUGCUGAGGGAGAUUUAGAUCUAAAUGUUAUCACUGUGGCUGUUCCCAAAAGUAAUUAUGGUGCAGAGGGGCCAAUAAAAGAACCUGUCCCAACAGUAUUGGAUAUUACGGACAGAAAGGUAGGCAAACAGGCUGAUGUCACGUUGUGUCCCCGAGGGAUUCAGGAAGCACAACGGGAGUCAAAGGAUGAAAAGGUAGACGAACGCGCACUUGAGGGGAGCAUUAGCAGUCCUACUGAGGAGAAGGACCGGGAGACAGAGGAAGAGAGGGGGCAAGCAAAAGCACGAGCAGAGCAGAGAGAGGCUGAGAAACGAGUGCAGGAGGAUAUAGAGGAGGCUGAGACGAAAGCUGUGGGGACUUCGCCGGAUGGACGCUUCCUGAAAUUCGACAUUGAGAUAGGAAGAGGGUCUUUCAAGACUGUGUACAAGGGACUCGAUACGGAGACUACGGUAGAAGUGGCAUGGUGUGAGCUGCAGGACCGUAAGCUGUCCAAGUCCGAGCGCCAGCGAUUCAAAGAGGAAGCCGGGAUGUUGAAGGGUCUCCAGCAUCCUAACAUUGUCCGCUUCUAUGACUCCUGGGAGGGUUUGUGCAAAGGAAAGAAAUGUAUUGUUCUCGUCACUGAGCUCAUGACAUCUGGCACGCUGAAAACAUACCUGAAGCGCUUUAAGGUAAUGAAAAUCAAGGUUCUGCGUUCAUGGUGCCGACAGAUCCUCAAAGGUCUUCACUUCCUGCACACCAGGGCUCCGCCCAUCAUCCACAGGGACCUGAAGUGCGACAACAUCUUCAUCACAGGGCCCACGGGGUCUGUGAAGAUUGGAGACCUGGGACUGGCCACGCUGAAGAGGGCUUCCUUUGCCAAAAGUGUCAUAGGUACUCCUGAGUUUAUGGCUCCUGAGAUGUAUGAGGAGAAGUACGAUGAAUCUGUAGAUGUGUAUGCAUUUGGGAUGUGCAUGCUGGAGAUGGCCACCUCUGAGUAUCCCUACUCUGAAUGCCAAAAUGCGGCCCAGAUCUACAGACGGGUAACAAGUGGGGUGAAGCCUGCUAGUUUUGACAAGGUGGCCAUUCCUGAGGUGAAGGAAAUUAUAGAGGGCUGUAUAAGAACAAACAAAGAUGAGAGAUAUGCCAUAAAGACCCUGCUGAACCACGCGUUCUUCCAGGAGGAGACGGGGGUGAGGGUUGAACUUGCAGAGGAGGAUGAUGGGGAGAUGAUUGCUAUCAAACUUUGGCUCAGGAUAGAAGACGUCAAGAAGCUCAAAGGCAAAUAUAAAGAAAACGAAGCUAUUGAAUUCUCCUUUGACCUGAACAGAGACGUACCUGAAGAUGUGGCGCAGGAAAUGGUUGAGUCUGGCUAUGUUGCUGAGGCUGACCACAAGACCAUGGCCAAAGCGAUCAAGGACCGUGUGUCUCUGAUCCGAAAGAAGAGAGAACAGAGGCAGCUGGUGAGAGAGGAACAGGAGAAGAGAAAGCUUGAGGCAGAGAAACAGCAACAAGAGGCUUUCAAAGCUCCACAGACCCAGUCAAAGACGGAGGAAACUGAGGCAGAACAACUUCACCAUCAGCAGACCGGCAUCGCUCACACUGAAGGCGGUUUGGACAGCGGACAGGGUUCCUCGGUUUUCUCCUCCGACUCCCCCCACCUGGGUCAGCUGAGCAUGUCUUACAGCUGCCCCCCGUCCUCCCAGCCCCCCUCCCAACCCCAGACCCCGUACCCCCAAACUGCCGCUGCUGUGUCGCAGCAACAUCCAGGCUAUUCUCAGCCAGCGCAGCCAAUGCAGCAUUCAAUGCAACACCCCUUCGGUGGAGGAGCAAGUUCAGCCGGAGGAGUCCCAGCUCUCCCAGAACCUCCUACUAUUUUCUUCCCCUCCAUCCCUGAGCGGCCUAUUUCAUUCUCUCCUCCUCCCACCGGGCCCCCAAAGGGUUACAACACCCAGAGACGCAAGAGCACCUCCAUCUUGGAGGCGCACACCCGGCACUUCCAGCCAGCCUACCCGCGGUACGGGAGCACCCUGCACCCGUUUUCUGGGAUGGAAAGUGUAGAGGCUCCAUCUCUUUUUAUGGUGAAUCCUGGAUUUGCAGCUGCUGCUCAGAGACUUGGCACUGGUGACUCUCUGCAUCUCCCAGGGCAGUCUGAGCCGACUUUGUAUGGAUACAAAGAUAUGAGAGCAGAGCAUGAGGAAGCAGUGAGGCGGUUGAGUCUUAAUCAAGCUGCUUUGUUGGACCAUUAUGAAGCAAUGGCAUACGCAGGGUAUCCAAUGACUGCCCACCAGCUAGGUCACCUUAGUUUUCAUCAUCAGAGGCACGCAGCAGCUGCGGCUGCAAGCUUGGGCUUUGAUCCCGGUCCUCCACCUCAACCAGGGUUCAUACACCCACACAUCAUGCAGAGAAUAAGUGCACACAGCCCAAUACCCUCACCGCUGCCCCCUAUGACUCCAUCAACAGGUGGCUCAAUCUCUUCUUCAUCAUCCGAGGGAUGCUUUACUCCACAGCACGCUUCCUCAUCCGCCUUCCCCAUUUCUGCACCCCCGGUAAUGGCUGAUGCUCUACCUGCUGGAAGUGUUUUUGAGUUCCAUCUAGCUGCAGCUGCUGCUGCAGCUGCUGCAGACCCAAACCUGCUGGCGUCCAGAAUUUACAGAGCUCGGCGAAGCUCAAUGGACCUCCCUCUGGAGGACAGCUCUGGAACGGGAUCUGGUGGUUCAGGAUCCUACAACCGACUCCAGCCAGUGACGGAGGAGCUCUAUGCUUACGUCAGUCCAGAGCUUCCAAUGCCUCCUGGGAAUCUCCUUCUUCACCACAUUGGUUUAACCACAAAGGACAGAAGCCCUGAACCAUCUAGUGACUCUCUGGCUUCCUCUGAUGCAGGAGAGUUUCAGUCACCUCCUCCCCCGAAUUUCCCUGCUCAGUUCGGCUCCUCAUCCGCUCAGUCUAUCCCUCGUUCCUCCUCUUCUGCACACUACGAUUCCUCAGGGGGAGCCCUUCUCCAGGACCCCCAGGGACAUCCGCCUUCAGUCCAGAACUUUUUCCCUCCUACUCCAUCGUCUGAGCUCCCACCUGGCAGAACAUCAUCAACUCAGAUGGAGUCUCUGCAGAGUCCCUGGCCCCGGCAGGGAGGGGUGGCACCAGCCCAACCCGAUAAGACCUACCACGAGCCAUUGCAGGCUGUUAUUCCCCCUCUGCAGCAGGUUCAGACUCCCACCCCUAAACCAAGUUCAGGACCUCCUCUCGUCCCUGCCGCCACACAGCCUGAUCCUGCAGGGAUGUCCCAACAGGCUGUAUUGUCUGGACAGAGUUCUGCUACCCUUCAGAGUCCAACACACACCACACUGCAGCAAGUGCCUGCACAGCCCAGUUUACCUCCACCAUCCUCUACUGUUCCCAUGGCGACCCUCCCUUCUCCAUCUGCUCUUCCGGCAUCCGUCGUGCCCUCCCUCCCCUCUCCUCUGCCAAUCCCUGUUGGGGUGGUGCCUACACUCGUUCCCUCUCCUCUUCCUCCUGUGCCCACACCUGUGCCUCAGCCUUUGGCCACCGUGGUGCCAGUCAUCAGCGUAGUCACCGCCCCUCCUGACACUCCCAUGGAAGCCCCUCCCAAGUCGGCUUCACAGUCUUCAGAGCUGUCUCAGGGCCAACUACAGCCACCUCAAGUUCUCUCAUUUAUAGAGAGCUGCCACUCUGAGACCUCGGGCCUGAGUGACGGAAACGAAGGAGGAGGCGGCCGUCACGAGGGUCGCUCCACCAAACGACAUCAGAGGCGUUCUGUGCGAAGCCGGUCACGACAUGAGAAGAUAUCCAAGGCGAAACUUCAUGUUCUAAGUAUCUCCAACCGAGGAGACAGGGUGGCAGAGUGUCAGCUGGAGACUCACAACAGGAAGAUGGUGACAUUUAGGUUUGACCUAGAUGGAGACAACCCUGAGGAGAUCGCCAAGAUCAUGGUCGAGAGUGAGUUUAUCCUGGAGAGUGAGCGGGAAUCAUUCAUUGAGCAGGUCAGAGAGGUCAUCGAGAAUGCUGAUCAGAAAGGUUUGGAAAGAGACCCAAGCGGCCACAUGAUGGGCGAUGAAAAAGAGCAGAUUCCUGCAAUAAGUAGCCCCAUGCCAGAUAUCGCUCCCAGUGCAACUGCACAGGUGGUCCAUUCAGCAGGACGGAGGUUUAUCGUUAGUCCUGUACCCGAAGGCAGACUGAAGGACCAAACUCUGCCCCCCUCGCCUGCUCCUGCCCCUCUACCUCAUGCUGAAACUGCUCAGUCUCAUACUCCAGGCCAAAUUUUAGGAUUUUCCCAGUCUGCGGGAGCAAUCACGUUACAGCAAGCCUUCGCUGAGCUCAGACAGAACAACAACCAGUAUGAUGCAGGUCCUAACACUGCCCCAGCCUCCAUCCACUCCACCCACCCCCCCCUGCAGCCUGCAGCAGUGCCGGUCUCCAUAUACAGCAGCAUAGUCACUCCGCCUGUGGAUUCAAGUCUAGAUCAAGUUAAAGAGCAGCUCUUAGAAGCUUCUCCUCCUCCUCCCUCCCUUUCCUCGUCCUCCACCCCAUCCUCUGCACCCCCUGUCUCCUUCAGUCCUCCUUUCUCUUCAUCUCCUCCUACCACUAUGGUCAAUCAGACCAUCCUUCAGUCUCAGUCCGUGAUGCAGGCUGUGUCUCCACAAGCCCAAAGUCAGACACAAACUCAGCCCCAGGCUUUUAUCCAGCCCCAAACAUUUUCUGCUGCUUCACUGCCACCCUCUUUACCAACAACCAACAUCUCCAGCAUCCCGCCGACAGUGCUCAGCUCCUCUCUUCCAGUUCAGACUGUCCCAUUUGUAUCUUCACCUCCUUCUUCUGCUCUUACAUCCAUUGAAAUCUUAUCGGAUCACCCGUCAGUCUCUCCCACCUCCUCCCUCACAUCCUCCGUCUCCCUGUCCUCCGUUAUCCCCACUACUGCCAUCCCGGGUCCACAGCUCGCUCCAUCUUCCACCUCCCCACCAGUUCCCGCAGCUGGCUUCUCCACCUCUGUGGGACUGCAACCGGUGACCACAAACGGUCCUCCAGUCCAGCCCACUUCGGUCCACUCACAGCCACAAACUGCGUCCCUGCCGGGGCAGACACACACACACUGUGGAGAAUGUGACACGAGGACUGAAGCCUCCUCUGAGUCCCUAGGCAAACCGGACGACAUCCAAGCUCUGGACAUGAAGCUCCGUUCCCUCUUCAUGGACCUCGGCGGAGGGGUGCCAUCCACACAAGGAGAUAUCUUAGUUGCUGACCCUGCCACUGGAGCCUCUGUGGCAGGUACCUCAUCCCCCAUUAGCACUGGCUCUACCUCCACCACGUCUGUAACAGGUCCUGGCUCCAGCCAGUCAGUCAAUCCACCUCUGCCCCCCUCCAGCCUGGCACUGGGCUCUCUGGGGUCACCUGCAGCCAUGCAAGGCCCAGGAACACCUAUAGCCACACCUGCACCAUCCAUUAUCCCUGCUUCUUCUUUGAGCCAGACUACUCCAUCCAAAACUCCCCUAUCCAGGGUACCGGCCACUUCUCCUUCUUCAGAACUCCUGACACCCUUCCCUGGACCUUGUCUAAUACAGUCACAGCAGCCUCUAGAGGACCUGGACGCCCAGCUGAGGAGAGCAUUGAGUCCAGAAACCGUUCCUGUGAGCUUACACACACAAGUAUCUCACAGCGGUGUUCCUUCAAAAGGACAACCAAUUCCUUUCUCUCUGGAAGAAGAAAAAGCACCUUCCCCUGCUCCUUCUCCUGCAGCUGGAAUUAAAUUAGGGAGGUUUCAGGUAUCAUUGGCUGCCGAAGAGCCUGCUGUUCAGCGCCCAUCCUGCACCGAGUCGUCUUCCACCACCUCCUCCACUUCAUCCUCUUCAUCAUCCUCCAGCCUUUCCAGCCCAGAGAGCACUUUGCACAAAGACUUCUCUUCACAUUUAAGAGGGAAAGGAGUAAAAGGCGGAGAUGUUGUGGAUGGACUCCCCCAGAAGACUCCAACAAGAUCCCACCACGCGUCCCCUUUAACUUCCCCAUGCCAUUCCCCCAAACCCACCACCACCAUUGGGCGCUUCCAGGUCACAGCCAACCCUGAGACCCGUGUUGGACGAUUCUCAGUCAGUCUUGCCCAGGAGCAGAUCUGUGAGCCCAAGCAGAGCCCUCCACCUGCUGCUCGGGCUGCUAAUGGACCCAGUGAUUCUGGACAGGUUCUGUCUCCAGACCCACCUCAUAUAGCCUCCCUGCCAAGCCUAAAUAACAACUCCUUCAAUAACUCCUACAUGAGCAGUGACAACGACUCUGAAUUUGAGGAUGAAGAUUUCAAGCGGGAAGUCGGUCGCCUCAGAGAAAAGCACCUGCAUGAAAUUCAGGCCCUCCACUCACGCCAGAAGGAGGAAAUAGAGCAUUUGUUUACAAGGCUGGGAAAGGUGCCUCCAGCUGCUGUGAUCCCACCUCUAAUCGCCUUGACCGGCAGGAGGCGACGACCCACCAAAAGUAAAUCUUCAAAAUUGUCCAGAAACAGCUCCACCCAUGGCAGCAAGAGCCCUUUACUGCCAGACAGCACUUUAUCCGCCCAGAGCGUUCCGGCCGUGUACCCCGGCCAGCUGCCUCUGUUAUCCCCUGGAGGGUUGGCCGACUCGGGCAGCAGCACUGCGCUCCAGCCCCUCAAACAGUCUCCCUCCAGUGACAAUCUGUGCUCAGCCUACACCAGCGAGGCGGCGCUGUCUGUGCCCAGCUUGUGUGCUCCGACCCCAGGCUGUGUAAAGUUCAGCUGGGGUUCGGAGCGUGUGGCCUUCAAGCCGGGCGGCAGGAGGACGCGCUUUCUGAGGAAGAUGGUGAAAAAAGUCUGCCCCUGCAACCAGCUCUGUAGGACUAACAGCAGCAACGCAGUGAGCGGCUCAGAGGGGUUGGGUCAAAGCCAGGGGGGCUCUCAGUGUCUGGCACCCAACAUGUCAGUCCCCCACCAGAGGAAAGGAACUUUCACCGAUGACCUCCAUAAACUAGUGGACAACUGGGCAAGGGAUGCCAUGAAUCUCUCACAGGGUAAAAGGAGUGCCAAACAGCAGCAGCAGCUGGCCCCAGCACAGGGACACAGUUAUGAGGUUACCCAGUCCACCAGUCUGGGCAGGAAGUACUCAGCUCCCAGCCAGCUUUGUCCCAGCAGCAUCGGAGGGUCCGCCCACCUCCCUGCAAACCCCACCAGCGCUACCUCUCUGGCUGCCAGGAAAAGCUCCCUCUGCCACACUCAUGCCUCCUCCACUCCACCCCAAUUUAUCCACUAUGUCCCCAGUGCUGCCUACACAGCGCAGUGGUGCGGUCCAGCUCACACCAUGUCAAACCCGCAGCAAGCACCAACACAGCCUCUCUUGGUCAGCGCCUCUCAGCCUCUGGGGCCCUAUGCCCCUCCACAGGGCCAGCUACCAGGACAGGGGCCCUUUCUGCUCACUACCACUCUGCAGAAGUCAGUGAGCAGCCCAGGGGGGGCGAACCUGAGGACCACAUAGGGGUUGGCACCGGGGCCGAUUUUACUGACGGACAGCCCAGUUGGACAAGUGGAAGGUGGCUUGUUUGCAGCUAGAGGAAAAGGAGAUGCUCUGGAGUGAGAAAAAAACGCAAAAACAAAUAAUAACUGAAAAACAAAAUAUUUUCAGUGUGUGGGUGAGACACCCUUCUUGCUUUGGGGUCAUGAUCGCUAGCCAAAAUAUCAAAGAUAAAGAAAAGGAAUGCAUGCUAUGUCUAAUGGUCGAAAGAAGAUUUCUGACCUGGUGCAUUGUUGGCUGGGUGCAUCACAGUAAAUACGAAAAUCUUUGAUAAGAUCUUUUAUUUCAGUAUUUCAAUGCCAAAAGUAAAACACUAAUAUUAUAUAUAUAUGCAUUACAUACAGGGUGAUAUAUAUUUUAUGAAUUUAUUUCUGUUAUUUUUGAUUAAUAUAAUUUACAGCUGAUGAAAACCUAAUUUUCAAUAUUACCAUAGACUAAUAAAAACAAUACAUCUUAUUACAGAAGGGUAAUGCUUUGGCCUUAUGUCUUACACAAUCAUCAGUUUUUCCUUCCACUUCCCAUAUUAAUAUGCUUGGUUACAGCACCCUGUAACCAGCCAGCUUUUUUGGCAGUAAUCUUCUUGACAACUAUUAAGUCAAAAUCUUUCAGGUAAAGGGCCAGAAUGAUUAACAGAAAUAAAGGUGUGAGAUAUACCACUCUGUGUAAUGAACCUAUAUAUCACAUCAGUGUCACAUUUUGAAUUAAAUUGUUGAGAUAAAUAAACCUUUCAAUGAUCUUCUAAUUUACUGAGAUCCAACUUUAAGAUGAUUGUGUCGAAAUAAAACUUUUUAAUUUGACUUUUUCUUUGUAAAACAAAGUCCUUAAAUAGAGUGACUCCAACAAAAUAUCACAAAUACAGCUGUUGGCAUUCAAAAGUAUGAGUUUAAUGUGUUUGUCUUAAAAAGCACAAAAAAGAUCUCGAAACAAUGCAUAUCAACACUUGAUGGGAUUGCCCUGUUUUUUUCCUCUUGAUCAAUUCUGUAAGAAGAUAGGGAGAAACGAAGCAAAACAGGUUGAUGAGGAGGAUUUUAAUUGUGUUUGUACUGGGUCCUGUUUAGGCCUCAUCUGCUCACCAAACAGCUGCCUCUGCACUCCAGAUGCCUCCUCAAUGUCACGACUCCACCUUCUCCUCUCAUCCUUCUGCUCACCUUUGUGUGUCGCCAUGUGAAGCAAUAACAGCAGUAACUUUUAGGGUGGAACAAAAAAGAGCUCGAAAUGAGAAAACAAGUGGCCUUGUUAUCAGAAUAAUAUCAGAGUCCUUGUACAGUUUGUGUGUAUUUUUUUUUUCUGAAUGUCUGCUUAUGAUGAUUCCAUUUUGGUGUUUAUUUUGGUUUUGUUGGGUUUGUUUUGCUCACUGCUGCCACAUAUCCACACACAAAAUGCACAAGACAGUCACAUAAAUGCACACAGACGAGGCGUGGCAGCGGUUAAACCGACUUAGACUCACAGAUGUAUGCCUCAUUUCUGACUAGGCUGGUUUCAACGUUUGGGUUGAAAUGAUUGCAAGUGUAAAUUACUAUAUUAAUGUUAUUCUAUUUAAGAUGAAACAAAUAAAAAAAAGGCGUUCUGUCAAUGGACCUGUUAUAUGUGCACAUCGCUGUACGAUGUGGAGACACUGUGAUAUUUCUUGUUUAUUAGCAGAAUGUUGUUGGACACCGUUUUUUGUGAUUUAGUGGUGAUGCAUCACAAAAAGCAUUCAGAAAGCAGCUUGCGAGUUGUUUCCUCUUCAGUUCAAUAGGUUUUUAGCAAAAAAAAAACUAAUAAACUUACAAAAAACUAGGCAUAGGCCGAUAAUUUAAAACAAAAAUGUAUGACUUUCAAAGCAUAUUCAAAACAAUCAAAUUUUUUCAUCUUGUUGUUCCUACAGUUAAUUGUUCUCAGAUGCCAGAAAAUGUGGCUGAGUAAGACCCUAGAGUAAACGCAGCUCUGCCCCUCUCCCACCGGUUGUUGCGCACUGCUUGUCAGCAAGCUGAAACAAGGCUGAUACACUUGUCCCACACUUAAGAGAAAGACAAAUUUGUUUUUCUGGUCGCAAAAACCAUAUUAAAAUUUUAUACUUAACUAGUGCUUAUCAAAGUUUCAUUGUUGCUAAAAUAUAACAUUGAUUAUUAUAGUUACAACACUGCUCUAUUUACUGUAAAGGAGGGAAUGUGUGUGCAACUACAGGUGUAGGAGAGACAAUCAUUUGUCUCUAUGCUUUAACCAGAGAAAGCUCUGGUCACUCCAACACUUUUAUCUAGCAUCUUUAUUAGCGGGAAUCUUAGCUGGUGGUAACCGUAUGAUGGAAAUAUUUUGUGACGGGAACGUUGUAAAACCUUGGUGUUCCUUUAACCACAAAUGGAAGUAUGGCUGAAUUUGUUUUUCUAGUUAUUGAGGAAAGAGUAAUGUUUCUUUCUUUCAGUCAGCUGACAGGCAGUGUGCUGCAACAGGUGAGGGAGGGACAUUACUGUAUAUGUCUAAUUUGUAUACAGCCAGAGAAAUCUGAUUGCUGCAGCACUUUCUCUGGCUUCCUGUUAAAAUAACCUAAAAUGUAACAUCAUAGCGGAGGUGCAGCACAGAAAACUCUGGUCUCUCUGGCAUUUUCUCUGGCAUCUCAUUACAAGGACUUAAUCAUACGAACGCUUCCACUGCAGAUUUCUGCGGUUUUGAAACCAUACGUUAAUUAAAACCUUGAAUCCGGUAACCGACCCAUGCCUAGUGAAAACAUUUCCUUCAAGCAAAGCAUCCUGUUUAUAUUUACCAAAAAAUGAAUGCCCUAUCGAUAACUGGUCAUCUUCUCUGUUCAGCAUUAUUAAUUAUUGAACUGAAAGUGGAAACUGAUUUGUUGAUAUUUAGAUAAUGAAAUAAAACUAGUUAUUUUUUUCUAAUAGUCCUUAUUUAUCAGACACUUUAAACACACCCUCUUGCUCCCUUUCCACCCUGGUAUUGUUGGAUGAAUGUGAAUGUAUAAACCAAUGGUGUCCAUUGUAUUGUACUUGAAAAGAGAAACUGUUUUGUGUUUUUAUUUUCACUGUCUUUGCCCUCAAAUCUUAGAGCCUCUGGUUGAAACCAGAGGAACUUAUAGUGCCUUGCAUCCUUCCUGUUGCUUGUCGGUUCCUGGUUGAGGGGUUGGAUUGAAGGUGGCAGAAUGUGUGUGGAUUUUACUGAAGCUGAUUGUUGAUGUGUUUUGAAGGUGUGCUGGUGAUUAAUAAGUAUAUCGUCUGCAAAAUAGAAACAUUUGAAUGCUUCUGUUUAAGUUGCGGGGAAGGUAAGACUGGAAGGUAAAUAUGUCGUCACUCUGCUGCUGUUCAAACCAAGAACUGUUAAAGGUUAGAAAAGGCAACUGUUACUCAUCAGUGUUGUUUCUCUUGCUGUGUCCCUUUUCAUUUUUAAGGAGGGGAGUUGUUAAAAAUUGUGUCUGAAGCUUGGACCACUCUGUACCCUGAGUGUAGCAUGCUGCUUCCGUAAAGUAAACAGAUAGUUUGGCUUAAGGUUGAUUGACAUCAAAGAAACUCAUUUUAAGAUAUCCUUAAUUUUCACUUGAAUACUUUACAUUAGUGAGCCGCACAGUGGUUCUGUAAAAUGUAGACAAAGUGAAUGGAAGCAGCUGAAAGUCUCUCUUUUACACAUAAGUCCAUGUUUCAGUAGCAAGGGUUUAGCCGCACUAUAAUAAUGUAGCUGACGAAAUAUCAUUUGCAAAUAAUUUCUGAAUGAAUACUCAGUCCAGUUUAAGGUUGAUUAAAAUCACAACUGUGCAUUUUAAAAUACCUGUUAUCUAGCAGAAACACAGGUAAUGCUUAGGUAUUUUAGUGCUUACUAUCCUGUAAGUUUGUGGAAUAAUUUGAGAACUUUGAGAACGUAACCUUAAAGGUGAAAAACAUUAAAAGAAAAAAGAUUUACCAGCAUUAAAUCACUGGAGCUUCUUUAGCUGCCAGGCUAUUAAUGUUAUUUAACUUUUUUCAAAUAAAAUAAGUGCUUACUGUGCGCUGCAGUAAUGUUAAAGUGGACCUAUGUCAUCAAGCUGUAGGAAUAGGGCUAAAAGGCUCAGCAGCUUUACUUAAGAUGAAGUUCUUUUAGUUGUGCUGGGGGACUUUUACUAUGACAGGUUCUUGUUUUUUUUCCAUCUUUGUUCAUUAAAGUCAAAUUCCAACCCUUUAUUCACUUUAAAAGUGCCCUUAUAGAAAUAUGUUCUGAUUCACACAUCGAUACAAGCACACCUUGUCAAACAAAUGCAGUUUUGGCCCAUUUUCCAACUGCUUUUUAGUUUCUCCUCUGUUUAUCAAAGCAAGAGUUUUUCUUAUUACUCAAGCAUUCUUUGUCCAACAUGUAUAUUCGUUUUUCACUCUGUGCUGCUGUCCUUUUAUUAGUCUUUUUAAAUCUCACUUGUUUUAUGUGCUGUUUUAAAACAUGUGGGUGUCUUCUGCACUGUGUUCAAUGUUGUACAGGUAAAUGACACAAAGAGUCAUCAGCAGCCUUGAGCGGCAUGUUUUCCCCUUAGUAUAGAGUGUUCAAGCUUCAAAUAAAAAAAGAUCAAAUUUGCGCUUUGCGCUAAAACACAGUAAAAUUUGUUACUUUAUUUGUAAAAACUUAUUAAAUAAAGUUGUUUAAACAAAUGGAA
Messenger RNA from Girardinichthys multiradiatus, 13708 nucleotides. RefSeq names its product WNK lysine deficient protein kinase 1b (gene wnk1b). Gene Ontology annotation, biological process: protein phosphorylation; positive regulation of sodium ion transmembrane transporter activity; positive regulation of potassium ion import across plasma membrane. Gene Ontology annotation, cellular component: cytoplasm; cytosol. Lineage: Eukaryota; Metazoa; Chordata; Actinopteri; Cyprinodontiformes; Goodeidae. Bases 1156 to 9075 code for a protein of 2639 amino acids. The transcript has 38 exons. Gene Ontology annotation, molecular function: chloride channel inhibitor activity; protein serine/threonine kinase activity; ATP binding. The record is from RefSeq and is a predicted model, not a curated record.